Molecule: messenger RNA, 864 nt
Organism: Acytostelium subglobosum LB1
Lineage: Eukaryota; Evosea; Eumycetozoa; Acytosteliales; Acytosteliaceae
Exons: 1
Coding region: 1-864 (287 amino acids)
Source: RefSeq, a predicted model, not a curated record
AUGCUUCACGAAGAUUUCAACUGCCUCUUUGUUCUGCCGCGCCUUUGGCAGCCGGCGCUGGCCCACUCUGUCAAGUGCAACAUGUUGGACAGUGUUCAGUACAUCAUUGAUAACUUACCGGCACUAGAUUUAGAUAAAUGGGGAUACCGCAUGUUCCUCCACAAUACUGAAGGUCCUAAUUCACUCAACACUUUGUUCACCCAAUGCGCCAAAGAUGGAAACAUCGCCAUUUUCCAGGAGCUCGCCAAGUCAUCAGUUGGCGCCGAGUACCUCAAGACCAUGCCCAUGCGCUAUGUCAUCAGUGAGGCGAUCGACCACGGUCACGAGGCAUUCCUAAAGCACCUCUACCAACAUCAUGUUGGGAAUGGUACCAUCAUGAAGACUUGGGAGGACAUAAUACCAAACUGUUUUAUUAAGCCAGAGUUCAAACUUCGUGUGACCCCUUUGGCAGCUCUACGGAGCGGUGACACUGUGUGCGUAGAGAAACUCAUUCAUUCUAUUGAUGGAUUGGAUUCAGAGACGUGUUGCCGCAUAUCAAAUUCGAUGGCAACAUUCAUCGUCAGUCCGCGAAUAUUGCCAUUCACAUUCCACUACUACAACAACACCCUGUUGAACCUGAUCAAAGCUGUGGGCCAGCCAGGCAGCAACAUUACCUUGGACAUGGUAUGCCAGUUCGUAGUCAACUGCAGACCCAUUGAUCCAGAAGAAAAUGUCAAUGAGGCCAUGAGAUGCGCCGCUGGCCACUCGGCCGAAUUGAUGCGACUCCUGCGCUCUCACUACAAUGCUAAGCUCGAUAAUCGAUGUCUAGCACAAUCGAUGGAAAAGGGAUGCCGCGAGACAAUGGUUUCCUUUUCGAACAACUGA